Neltuma alba is the source of this 1495-nucleotide messenger RNA. RefSeq names its product AT-rich interactive domain-containing protein 3. The coding region runs from base 135 to 1208 and encodes 357 amino acids. The record is from RefSeq and is a predicted model, not a curated record. Gene Ontology annotation, biological process: regulation of transcription by RNA polymerase II. The transcript is spliced from 12 exons. Gene Ontology annotation, molecular function: DNA binding. Gene Ontology annotation, cellular component: nucleus. Lineage: Eukaryota; Viridiplantae; Streptophyta; Magnoliopsida; Fabales; Fabaceae.
CAGAUACGGGCAUAGAGAGUGAUGCUGUUGUUGGUAAGAAAAAUUCUGAUACAGCCGAAACAGUUAAGAAUGUCAAGCCUGAAGCUUGUGAAGCCACUGCCAGUGAAACUUGCAAAAAUGGUGAUUCCACACCCAUGGUUCAUAACGAACCUGCGACACCGCAAGCAGUUCCUGUUGAUACAAAAGCUGGGGCUGAGAAUGGCAUAAAAGUUGAGACUAAGGUCCAUGAAGAGCAUACUGCAACACUUGUAGAUAAAGGAAAUUCAAACACAAAGCUCUCUUUUUUAGAUGUUGAUUAUGAUGGAAAUGAGUCAGGCACCGAAGCAGAGCAGUCUGCUUUUAUGAAGGAGCUUGAAAAUUUCUUUAGGGAGAGGAGCAUGGAAUUUAAACCUCCUAAGUUCUAUGGAGAGGGGCUUAAUUGUCUUAAGUUGUGGAGAGCAGUGACCAGACUGGGUGGCUAUGACAAGGUAACCUCAUGUAAGUUAUGGCGGCAAGUUGGAGAGUCCUUCAAGCCUCCGAAGACAUGUACAACUGUAUCAUGGACGUUCCGAGGAUUUUAUGAAAAGGCUCUUCUUGAUUAUGAAAGGCAUAAAACAAAAGGUGGUGAGCUUACUGUUCCUAUUGCUUCUCAUUCAGAGCCUAUAAAUAUUGAAAAUCAGGCUUCAGCAUCAGGCAGAGCACGGAGAGAUGCUGCAGCACGGGCUAUGCAAGGUUGGCACUCACAACGUCUUCUUGGUAAUGGUGAAGUUAGUGACCCAAUCAUUAAGGACAGGACGUCCAUGCCCAUGCAGAAGCGUGAAAAACAGCUUAAAAGCAUCAAUUUACUAAAACGUAAGAAACCAUCAUACAUGGAUAAUGCAGUCAAAGCAGCACGCAGUAAACCAUCAAAGCCACAAUUGGACACAGCAGUUGUUGAUAUUGGACCUCCUGCUGAUUGGGUAAAGAUAAAUGUCCAAAAAACUAAAGAUUGUUUUGAGGUCUAUGCAUUAGUUCCUGGCCUUCUGCGAGAAGAGGUUCGUGUUCAAUCAGAUCCAGCAGGACGAUUGGUCAUUAGUGGUGAACCUGAGCAUCCCGAUAAUCCCUGGGGGGUGACUCCUUUCAAGAAGGUUGUAACCUUGCCUUCAAGAAUUGAUCCUCAUCAGACAUCAGCUGUGGUUACAUUGCACGGACAGCUGUUUGUUCGUGUCCCAUUUGAACAAUCAGAGUAGUGGUGGCUGAUGUAUACCUGAUUUAUUUAGUACUUCAUGCCAUUAGAGAAAUGAAUCCCGCCCUCUACGAGCAAAAUUUUCGAGCUGUGGAGUAUAUAUGUUAUGUUAAUUUACUUAUAAAAUUUCAGUGCAUGCUAUCUCAAGUACUGCAAUGUGAUCCUAUUUCAAAUAUUAUACAGUUAGGAUUUUACUGAAGAAUUUCUCAAUGUAGGAACUAGGGUUGUUGGUUUACAGGCAGCUGUUGAUUUUCUUUUCGUUGUACUAAUUAUCCAGUUUUUCUUUUUCCC